Messenger RNA from Trematosphaeria pertusa, 561 nucleotides. RefSeq lists its product as uncharacterized. NCBI's taxonomy places the organism in Eukaryota, Fungi, Ascomycota, Dothideomycetes, Pleosporales, Trematosphaeriaceae. The coding region runs from base 1 to 561 and encodes 186 amino acids. The transcript is spliced from 2 exons. The record is from RefSeq and is a predicted model, not a curated record.
AUGCCUGUCAGGCCGGAAUCAUCCCGACCGCCACCUGACUAUCUUGCUCGGCGGCGGGCGGCGAGGUUGGCUUGGCUGGACAGCCAGCUUGUCGAUGCUGGGACUCAGACUGAGGAUCAAGCUCUGUGUGCUGACGGGGCUGAAGAAGAGGGCAAGGCGGUUACUGAUGGUCUAUCUCAAGCGCUAGUGAACGGCAUGGCGGAUGCUAGUAUGCAAUCUCGGGAGCAAGGUCUGCAGGUUGACGGCGCCCCUAAAAAGCAGGGUCGUUGGUCCUGGAAGAAGAAUAUGUCUGUAGGAGGACGUGUAUCACUUGGUUUUGGGAAUAGGAAGCUCAAACUCGGCCUGAAGUUUCACCUUGAAGCCGGAAUUGGAUCGACGCCGAACUUGGAGCUGAUCCCGGCCAUGGACUCAUCGGUUCCGCCUAAACCGACGCCUACCUCGACCUCGACCUCAACGCCUUCUCUGACCUCGACCUCAACGUCUUCUCUGACCUCGAGCUCGACGCUGAACUCGGACACCGCCCCUCUUAUCUCCAAGUCCACGAAAAAGACUGCCAAGUAG